UCAAGAUCCAUCAUGUCUGCAGCUUCCGCCAUAGUUAGUCACUGCAAUUCCAGCAACAACGGCAGCAGUCCCACUUCAGAAAACAGCAUUGGUAGCCAAAAAACGGCUCCCUCCCUCAGCCGCUACGAGUCCCAGAAGCGCCGUGACUGGAACACCUUUGGUCAGUACCUCAAGAACCACAAGCCACCGCUUCUACUUUCUCGUUGCAGCGGCGCACACAUACUGGAAUUCCUCCGCUACCUCGACCAAUUCGGCAAGACCAAAGUGCAUAACAUCAGCUGUCCAUUCUUCGGCCACCCUCAUCCGCCGGCCCCCUGCCCUUGCCCGCUGAAGCAGGCGUGGGGCAGCCUGGACGCGCUAGUUGGGCGGCUGCGCGCGGCCUUUGAAGAGAACGGUGGGAGGCCGGAGGCGAACCCCUUUGGGGCACGGGCUGUGAGGUUGUAUCUGAGGGAGGUGAGGGACACGCAGGCGAAGGCGAGGGGAAUUGCAUACGAGAAGAAAAAGCGCAAGAAACCACAGAAACAAGGAGCGGUUUUGGAAGGCGAUGAGGAGGAGGAGGAGGAUGUUGUGAAGACAAACGGAGGAGUGAUGAUGGCGGCAUCGUCUGGUGCCAGGAGUAGUAAUUCACUCAUUAUUCCUUUUAUCUGUUCUUAAUGAUCAAUUAUGUAUUAUUAGAAAGCUUAAGCACUCACGCAGUCAAUGAUUUUCUGGUUAAUUAUGAUGAUGAUGAACUAAAAGUAGUAGUGGUGGUG
Sesamum indicum (sesame) is the source of this 752-nucleotide messenger RNA. RefSeq names its product protein G1-like1. Gene Ontology annotation, biological process: response to light stimulus; mRNA transcription. The record is from RefSeq and is a predicted model, not a curated record. Gene Ontology annotation, cellular component: nucleus. NCBI's taxonomy places the organism in Eukaryota, Viridiplantae, Streptophyta, Magnoliopsida, Lamiales, Pedaliaceae.